CCAAGAACAUACAGUUGAAGAAAUUUAUCAAGAAUUAUAUAAUGCACAAAUUGAAGAAAAAGAUGAGGAAGAAAAUAAAAAUGAAAUUGAAAAUCAAUUAAAUGUUAAUUUAGAUGAAUAUAAUGAAAAAGAUUUAGAUGAUGAACAAGGAACUACAUGGGAAAAUUUAAAUUUAUUAGAAAUAAUUGAUUUGGAAAUGGAUACUUUUAAAGAUACUGAUGAUAAUCAAGUAAUAGAAAAUUCAGAUAAUGAAAAUGAAUUAAAAUGA
Racocetra persica is the source of this 268-nucleotide messenger RNA. NCBI's taxonomy places the organism in Eukaryota, Fungi, Glomeromycota, Glomeromycetes, Diversisporales, Gigasporaceae. The record is from the annotation of a GenBank genome assembly.